Dioszegia hungarica is the source of this 5460-nucleotide messenger RNA. RefSeq lists its product as uncharacterized. The record is from RefSeq and is a predicted model, not a curated record. The transcript has 7 exons. Gene Ontology annotation, cellular component: endoplasmic reticulum exit site; ER to Golgi transport vesicle membrane. Gene Ontology annotation, biological process: Golgi organization; autophagy; COPII vesicle coat assembly. The coding region runs from base 1 to 5460 and encodes 1819 amino acids. Lineage: Eukaryota; Fungi; Basidiomycota; Tremellomycetes; Tremellales; Bulleribasidiaceae.
AUGGUCGGCCCAGCAGAUGGGGACAAGCCCACACAUACGACAAAAACCAUAGACGAGCUCUUUGGCGACACGAACGAUAAUGACGACCCCUUCAACCAGCUGGGGAACGACGAGCCGGCGGAGGCAGCGGAAGCGGGACCGGUGGUUCUAGACGAGAAGGCGGAAGAGGAUGAUCCCUUCGCUGGAAUAGGAGGCGAGGAGGCGGAGGCGGCUCCAGCGCCGGAGAUCGAACCGGAUGUGCAGGAGGAAGAGCCAGUGCUCGAGGUGGACCAGGCAGAGCUCGACCGUCAGAAGUAUUACGACGAUCUGAUGGCCGAGUUCGACGGCGGGGCGGAGUCUCCACUGGGCGAUGCGGACGCGCCGCCAGUAUCGGAGGAAUACACCUUGCCCCCUACUGCGGCCGCUGUAAUGUCGGACGCCCCUCGGCAAGCUGUACCGCCAGUCCAGGCGCUCUUUGGCGAGGACGACGCCUCGUUCAACGACUUCCUCGGCUCAGCUCCCGCAGAUGACACUCCGCCCGGCCCUAGCUUUGGUCUAGGAUUAGACGGCGGGUCCUCUCCAUCCCGUCAACAUACAGGGGACACGUCCGUCCAAAGCCUGUUCUCCAACACCAGCGACUGGAUGAACGAUACGACGAUGGACGGGUCCUUCAUCUCGCAAGGCGAGGACGAGGCGCUGUCGCCAGUGGAGUCUAUGUUGCCGCCCAGACCAGAGCUGGCGGUGGCUUCGGUCGAUUCUGAGGAGGAGGAAGUGGAGGUCCCUGAAGGGUGGAUAGACGAGUAUGGGAACUUCCAGUAUUACACGGCAGAGGACAAGGCGGCAGUCAGGGAGAGCAUGUUGGCAGAGCGAGCUGCUGCUCGGGCAAAUGCGCCAGCUAUAUCUGUACCCCCACCAGCGCCGUAUCACUCGGAGAAUGCUGCUCGGCGGACACCACAACCGGACCAGGUAGCACAAUUCGCCUCACCCCCCACUCACCUCCCCUACGCGCCCCCUACCUUCUCUCGACACUCUACCGGGCUACCCACACCUUCUUUCAAUACACCACAGCCCAUCUCCAACCCUUACACUCCUGGCGCCGCCCCCGUCCCCCGCGCACAAUCCUCCUACUUUCCACCUGUCCCGGCACAAACUGCGGGCUACUCUGCGGCCCCAUACGACCCAUACGCUCCCCAGUCAUUCGCGACGAGCUCAUAUGCGUCGUCCCCGUCGCAGGCAAGUCCCGCUCGGUCUGUCCCGGCCGCUACGAAGCCGGUCCCACCCAAGCCUCAGCGCGUCAUCUCCAACGCGUACGAUCCACCCUUACGGACGCAGAAGAGCUUCAUCCGCCCAGUAUCGGCAGCGCCCAUGGCGUCCCCAUUCCCAGCACCGUCUCCGAGUCUGGCUACACCGCCGGCACCGCCGGUCUCGCUCCCUCCUAGCGGUCCGCCCAGACGUGUGCCUAGCGUCCCACCGGCGUCUUCCCUCGGUCUCAGCCGGCUGUCCAAAGCUAUACCUGAAAGUCCAUCGGCGUAUGAGCCCGUCCAGCCAUCACCGUACGGUAUGCCAGAUUACUCUGCUUCGGCACCGAGUACCGCCCCGACUCGGAGAGACGGACCGCCCAGUCGACCUUCGUCUCAGGCAUCACAGCGUCCCAAGGCUGUGCCGAACGCCUUUGACCCACCUCUCCGCCCGCCUAGCGUAGCAAGAAGCGUGUCUCGACCGGUCUUUACUCCUCCUCCACCUGCACCGCCUGCGCUACUACCGCCUCCCCCGCCAUCGGGCCCGCCGCAAGGCCCAUCCCGGCCGUCCAGCCGAGGCGGGCAGAAACGCGCCACUCCUUCUUUCGAACCUCCACCUCCACUCCCUGCAAAACGCGCUCCUCCCAUUCAGCCGCAGGAAGAUCGGUAUCGCCAGCCCGUCAUGCCUCCGAUGCCCCCUCCCCGUCCAAUCACGCCGGAGCAGGAACCAGCGUUGGAAGGCGAAAGUGGCGUACCGAGGGAUGCGGGAUGGCCGCACUUGACCAGCGCGGCGGAGGACGAUGAGAUGGAUAGGUUGCGGGAUGGAGAGGAUGAGCCGAUGUUUGAGCGGAAGUUGGAAGAGGAGGAAGAUCCGGAAGGUGGGGGAUGGAGGGAAGAUGAGGACGCGCAAGAGGCGUCAAGGCAGAUCGACGUCGAUGAGGAGGGUGAUAGCUGGGUAGCUUCGCGGAGGCCGAGCUCGACUGCUCCGCCACCUGCCCCGCCGGCUCAGCUGGCUCCGCGACCGCCUCCACUGGUCGAUCGGCAGCCGUCGUACGAUCCGUACGCUCCUUCUACUUCAACGCAAAGCUACACACCCUCGGUACCCUCACAAAAUGGGUAUGCUCCGGCACAGGCGGCGGCAUCUCCGCCUACGCCAAAGCAGGAAGCUCGAUCUUUCAACAUGAGCUCUCCGGCCAAAACACGCCCGCCCAUCCCGACAUCAUUCGCCCCUCCCGCGGCAGACCCCUACGCCCCUUCCUCUUCAUCUUACCAGCCAUCGCGACCUGUCGCGCAAACCUCGCAGUCCUCGUACCAGCCCGCCCAGUCGCCGUACGAGGCCGCUCCGAUCUCCAUCCCGGUUCAGCCGCCCACCCCAUACCUCCCCUCCGAUCCUUACGCGCCCAACGACGCAUCAUCCAACCGGUACGCCGCAAACCGGUCUAUCUCACCCGCGCACAGUGCCCAUCCCUCCCUGUCCUCCAACAACCUCUACGCCCCGAACCGCACCGCCUCUCCCGCCAAUAGCUCCCAAUACGGCGCGUCACCCCAAAACAACUACUUCCAGUCCAUGCACCUCUCCCCUACCGAUACCUCCUACGUCCCGCAACAAGUCCUCGAGCAGCGUCCGCUCUCCGAGGAUCCCCUCGGGCGGUGUACACUGUCCGCCAAGAAUGCGCCGCUCGCGGUAUUCGGAUUCGGAGGGAUGCUCGUUACUGCCUUCCCGGGCGCGGCGGAGGAUGUCCACGCAUUAGGACAUAACAGAACGCCGUCGUAUGGCUAUGCGUCGGGUCGAGGGCAAUUGCUCAUUCGUCCAAUUGGAACGGUGAUGGAGGUGGCAUCGAGCAGUGAGGGGGCGGCUGCGUAUCCUGGUCCGUUGCUUCUGGACCCGAGCAAUCCAAAGGGGUCCGCGGGGGACAAGAAGAAGAAGGAGGCGGUGUUGGCGUAUCUCGAGGCCAGAGCAGAGGAGAUUGAGAAGGGUUUGCCGUAUCUCAAGAGUAGUGCGUCAGGGGCGAGGCGGGAGGAAGAGGGCAAGCUGUUGUUGGUCAGGCUGUUGAGCGCCUUGCUUAUCGGCGAGGGCAAAUUUAGCGGAAGUCCCAAAGUGGAGGAAGCGCUGAAGAAGGCGCUGGCUAGCCCCUCGGAAUCAACCACUCUGAUCACACCCGGUAAUCUCGGCUCUGCAGCAUACGGUACUUCCACCUCGACCAGCACGACGGCUGCCGCUACUCCAGCUCAGCUGUCUGCACUCUCAGACAUGCUCGUCAGUGGCGACAAGCGCGAUGCUCUCGAGUACGCCUCAGGCCACGGUCUCUGGUCGCACGCCCUGGUCAUAGCCAGCUCGCUCGGCCCGGAGCUUUGGAAAGAGACUUUGAACCGGUUCAUCCAGGCCGAGCUGGCCGGCGAGGGGGUGGCUGGUUUGAGGGCGUCGUACUCGCUCUUUGCCGGGGCUGAUCCAUCAAUUGCUGAGGACCUCUUUGGCGCUGCGAGUAUCACGGACGACCCGAGCAAGGAUCAAUGGCGAGAAGUCAUCGCUUCGGUGGUCUUCAAUGGACGGCCGGGAGACGCUUCUUGUCUGGAUGAUCUGGCGGGACGAUUCAUGCAGCGUGGACUGCUCAAUGUCGCUUAUGCUUGCUCACUGCUGUCCCCACUAUCACCUUUCAUCGACCCAUCGCCUACCGCCUUUGACCGACCUAUCGCCAUGAUGCAGGAUACGAGGAACGAGGACGCUGUCAUCUUUGCCGAGAUCGCAGAGUAUUGCAAUGCCGUCGAAGCAGCUACCAAGCUCGCUAAGACCGGUCCCUCUCUUCUCCUCCCACAUCACGUCUCAUCCCUCGAAGACCUGCUUGAGCGCCUUACUGGCUCGCCCUCCAUCGAGCCCGCCAAGGGUCUCUCUGCGCGCAAAGCACCAACCAAGCCUGGGUUCGACAAGCUCGGCUCGUGGAUCGGCGGCCGGCUCACCACCUUCAUCGCGGGCGAGGACGACACGUCUUCUUCUGCAACCUCGGCACCCAAGACUGCUCCCGCCGCCAAGGGCGCUGCGCCCGCUGGCGCCGUCGGUCCAUUCAGCCACUUUAGCACCAUCAGUCCCGCUCCAAGUAGGAACAGCAGCGUGCCCGACUUUGCGGCGAAUGGGGGUGGAUACCUCGGUGUCACUCCGAUGGACGGGCGUAGAUCGGGAAUGCCCUCGCCUCAGAGUGAGAUGCCGCCGACUACCUACGGUCAGGGUGGCGGAGGGUAUUCUGCGUGGGGGGAGCAGAGCGAGCAGGCGGUAGACGAGGACCAAGAGGGAGAGAGCACGCCCAUGCCUGAUGAUGUGGGAGAGCUACUCAACCCGAUGGCGGCACUCACCUUUGGCGGUCCCUCUGCUCCUGCGUCCAGCUCGAACUCCUAUGCUCCCAAACCGACUCAGCCGGUCGAAGACGACGACGAGGACGAUCUCGGCUUCGGUAACGCCGGUCUCUCGCGGAACCGCACGCCCCGACCGGCCGACUCGGCGAACGGCGGAGACGCGAAGGACAAGGGCCCUGCGGCGGAAUCAGAGAAGACGGACCCCAAGGCGGAUAAGGGAGGCAAGAAGGAUGAGGCGUCGUUAGGGAAGGAUGAGGCCAAGCCGGCGGGUUGGUUCAAGGGAUGGUUUGGGAAGAAGGAGGGAGAUGCGGCUGGACCUGGACCGAUUCGGGCCAAGUUGGGCGAGGAGAAUGCUAUGGUGUUUGACAAGGAGCUGAGGAGAUGGGUUGUCAAGGGUCAAAAACCCGAAGCUGCUCCAGCUCCGCCUCCACCCCCUCCUCGUUCCCAGACCGUCUCUCCCGGUCGUGCUGCUCGUCCACCCGCGUCCGGACCCCCGGGCUCCUCUUCCCCAUUCGCCACCAUGCCACGCUCCGUCUCGGGCGCCGCCUCAUCCCCUUCCUACCCCUCUGACGACUCCGCGCCCCGUCGAGGUCCACCACAACCCCGCUCCGGUCUCGCCGAGAGCGUCACGGCCGACCAGGCCCCACCUGCCGCUGCGGCGCUCAGUGCCCCGAAACCGUCAGUCCCAGGCAACGGGAUGCCAUCUGCCCCGCCUGGACCGCCAGGGAUGGGCAAACCACCAGGCGGACUACCGACACUGGCAAGGCCACCAGGAGCUUCUUCCAGUAUAGACGACCUGCUUAGUAGGCCACCGAGUAAGCGGCCGGGGAGCGCGGCGAGUAAGAAGGGGGCGAGGAAUCGAUAUGUCGAUGUCUUCCAGCAGCCGGCGGAGAAGUAG